This is a messenger RNA of Aspergillus niger, 381 nucleotides long. RefSeq lists its product as hypothetical. Lineage: Eukaryota; Fungi; Ascomycota; Eurotiomycetes; Eurotiales; Aspergillaceae. The transcript is spliced from 4 exons. The record is from RefSeq and is a predicted model, not a curated record. Bases 1 to 381 code for a protein of 126 amino acids.
AUGGUCAGAGCUCAUAAGGAAGCGGACCUCAGUGGGUCUGAAGCUGCCGGAUUUGAGGCAGAUGGAUUCCGGGAGUCGGAGAACGACAGGAUGUUGAGAGCAGAGAUAGCGGUUGUUGGGUAUAGGUCAGCAUUGACGAUCUUAAGUAAGCUCCUUGUGGUCCGCGAUGGUUUCACUUUGUUAGGCGAUCUUUUCCAAGGACGGAGACGCUUGAAAAGGCAACUCACGGGUAGCAACAGACAAGGUCGCAUGGGAAUAAAGAAGACGGAACCAGACGGAAAUAGCUCUACUAUUGGAUCGACAAUGAAUAAAUGCAAGAUCUACACCUGCAAGGAUUUAGCGGACCAACAGUUCGGGACUGGUGACACCAGGAAUGGGUAA